Messenger RNA from Arabis nemorensis, 489 nucleotides. The record is from the annotation of a GenBank genome assembly. NCBI's taxonomy places the organism in Eukaryota, Viridiplantae, Streptophyta, Magnoliopsida, Brassicales, Brassicaceae.
AUGGCUCAGGUUGAAGUUUCCAACGGCGCUGCGGCGGAGAAAUCUCUUGUUUCCUUCUCCGCCUGCAUGACUCAGCUCACCGUGGAGGCUCACAAGGUCGGCGACGCUGUUUCCUUCUACAAAUCUGUGUUUGGAGCUGUCGAGUCCGGACAUUCUCUCUACCCUAAGCGCAAGGCUGACCAAGAGCUCCCUCACCUUCUCUCUGCCGAGCUUCAGCUCGCUGGCUCUACCGUCCUCGUCUGCGACGUCUCCUCUGACUCUACUGCGAAGACGGAAGGUAACAAGAUGACAACCCUGCACCUUGUGACUGAUGACGUCGAAGCUGCAGUCGCGAAAGCUGUGGACGCCGGAGCUGUGAAAGCGGGAGAGGUCUCGGAGGUUGACGGAGGAGGGAAAAGGGGAAAGGUUACGGACCCGUUCGGCGUCGCAUGGAUCUUCUCUUCUCCGGCGAUCAAGACCACUGAGAAGGACGAAAACAAAGAGUUCUAA